Molecule: messenger RNA, 99 nt
Organism: Macrosiphum euphorbiae (potato aphid)
Lineage: Eukaryota; Metazoa; Arthropoda; Insecta; Hemiptera; Aphididae
Source: the annotation of a GenBank genome assembly
AUGACGGACACCGUUGCUACAACUCCGGCUCCAGUCGCCGCAUCGCCGGCCGCGAAGAAGUCUCCUGCCACGAAGAAGUUGUCGGCUUCUAAAGUCAAG